Molecule: messenger RNA, 2827 nt
Organism: Cyprinus carpio (common carp)
Lineage: Eukaryota; Metazoa; Chordata; Actinopteri; Cypriniformes; Cyprinidae
Product: ammonium transporter Rh type A
Biological process (GO): ammonium homeostasis; ammonium transmembrane transport
Cellular component (GO): plasma membrane
Molecular function (GO): ammonium channel activity
Source: RefSeq, a predicted model, not a curated record
CCAAUUCAAAACCACAUGCCACUUUCUGCACUCCCCCCACAAGCCACAGACAGCGUGAAGAGUGAGAGAGGUAGAGACAAGAGGGAGAAUCACCCAGAGAGGAAAAACAGCAGAACAGAGAAGGUGUUAAGCAUGCCAGCAUAUGCCACCAACAUGAGGCUCAAGUUCCCCAUUCUGGCCUUAAUCCUGGAAGCCGUGACCAUCGUCCUGUACGCUUUGCUUGUGGUAUAUGACACCGGUGAUGCUCACGGACAUGAUGGGACUCAUGAAGAAUCGAAUACAACUCAUUCAAGCGGCCCAAUGACCCUUUAUCCCAUGUUUCAGGAUGUACACGUGAUGAUCUUCAUUGGCUUCGGUUUCUUGAUGACCUUCCUAAAGAGAUAUGGCUUCAGCAGUGUGGGCAUCAACAUGUUGCUGGCUGCCUUUGGCUUGCAGUGGGGUCUUCUCCUCCAGAACAUCUGGCAUAUGCAUGACGGAAAAAUAACAGUCACCAUUGAAAAAAUGAUUAAUGCUGACUUCAGUACAGCAACUGUUCUGAUCUCAUUUGGAGCGGUUCUGGGAAAAACUAGCCCUGUCCAGCUUCUCAUCAUGACCCUGCUAGAGAUCACUACCUUCUGCAUCAAUGAGCAUUUGGUUGUGGGACUCCUUGAGGUUUCUGAUGUUGGUGCCUCUAUGACUAUCCAUGCUUUUGGGGCUUACUUUGGAUUAGCUGUCGCCCGUGUUCUUUAUCGCCCUGGUCUCCGGAACGGCCAUGAGAACGAAGGCUCAGUCUAUCACUCAGACUUGUUUGCAAUGAUCGGCACAGUCUACCUGUGGAUGUUCUGGCCCAGCUUUAAUUCUGCUAUUGCUGAACCUGGUGAUGCUCAGCUAAGAGCUGUCAUCAACACCUAUUUCUCUCUGGCUGCUUGUGCCCUCGCUGCCUACGCUACCUCCAGUCUGGUGGAGAAGAAGGGGAAACUUGACAUGGUUCACAUUCAGAACGCCACGCUGGCUGGAGGUGUCGCUGUGGGUACCUGCGCUGACAUGAACAUCCAGCCGUUUGGAGCAAUGCUGAUCGGAAUCACUGCAGGCAUUAUCUCCACCGUUGGAUUUAAGUUCCUCACUCCCAUACUCGCCUCUAAACUUGGAAUCCAAGACACCUGUGGCGUGCAUAACCUCCACGGCAUGCCAGGAAUCCUAGGGGGCCUUGCUGGUAUUGUUGCGGCAGCACUAGGAAAGAAAGACAAUGUAACUGCAACUAAACAAGCAUGUGGUUUGGCAUCAUCUCUGGGAUUUGCUUUGGUGGGUGGGUUGAUCACAGGCCUGAUUAUGAAGAUUCCAUUCUGGGGGCAGCCACCUGAUCAAAACUGCUUCGAUGACUCAGUCUUCUGGGAGGUACCUGAGGAAGAAGAGGAAAACGAAGAGCGUUUGACUCACGGCGAUUAUUCCAAGACCAAAGAGGAGGCUUGAAGCUCUGCUCAGAUCCAGCUCACGUCACAAAUCAAGAGACCCAGUCCAACAAGCAACUCAGGGGCAUCUAUUCUAUUCUCUAAAAUCCUCAACAGUGAACACACCAGAAGUACUAAGAGAUGUCAAUUUUUUAUUUUUAUUUUUUUGUAAUGGGUGCUUUUUUUUUUCUAAAUACAUGUAGCUAAAUAAUAAAAAAAGACACCUGCAACUCAUAUCAUGACACUGAGAAGUGGCAUCUCAAACCUUCUAUGUUAUAAAAUUAAAUGUAAGAAGGUUUCAAAUUAUUACCAAAAAGUCACAAAGCUAACUCAAUUUUUUUCGUCGUCUGCUGAACUACACAUAACUGAGUAGUUGCUCACUGUAAUGCACCAAAAAUCUGAGCCGAUUUUGCUUAAGUGUCUGUUCUCAAAGUAGCUCAUUUUACUUUGAAUAAGCUUUUUUAUUAUUAUUUUGUACAGACCCAACUUUUAUCAUCACUAGAGAUUUUGACCAACGCUCUUUUCAUGUUUUUAACGGUCAUACAUAUUAGUCCCCAUCCAACGAGAGAUCCUUCAACUUUCUGGCAACAAGUUGCUUAUUACUGUGAUCAGUAACAACCCUUUAUGCAACGAUAUAUGAAGUAUUUUAAGCUAUUGUAUCCUAAAGAACUAACAAAUAUAUUGUCGACUUUUAUAUUUUCACACAAUUUCUAAUACUCUAAUAUGAACUCAGCCAAAUACAGUGGCCCCGGAAAGUAACUAAAUAAGUCACAUUUAAAAUUCUAUAUCAACUAUCAAAAAUACAAUAUUAGUAUGUAUUUCAAAGAAAGAUAAUAACUAAGCACACGUUUUCAGAUUAGUGGAACGUGUUCAUGGUUUGUGUGAUUAUCUUCAGCUGUUGUUGGACACCUGAGUGAACUUGAAGAACUUCAUACUUCCAUUAAUGGACCCAGGGACCAGCUGAUUAAAAGUAAUGACAUAAAUGACUAAGAAAUGAAAUUAAUUCAUCUUUCAUCAUUUGUUUGUCAGUGUAGCGUCAAAAAAGAAGUGUCCAAAUGCAUUUUGGGGCCACUGUACAUUUCCAUCUUUGAAACGUAUUAUUGUAAAACUGAUCUCAUACAGUUAGCCUUAAAUAAAAGCUCAUUUACUACAGUACUUGAACGUUCAGCUCAGUACAAAUAAGCAGACGUGAUCAGACUGUCACAGCUUGUACUUUGUAAGACUACUAAAGCCAUGUUUUUAACGAUAAAGAGGAUGUUAUCCUUGCAGACAGUCUUACUGCAAGCUGACUUACUGAUUCAACUUUUGUGAAUGUAUGUGUUCUCAUACGCCUCACCUCAUCACUUAAUUGUAUUUGAAAAGUCUGUGAAUGUAUUAAACUUUUAAUGUCGUUCAUAAAA